AUCAGCUGAUUGAAGCUGAUUUAUACAAUGCGGUUGGUUCUGGUUCAAUAAAGUUUUUCUCUCCAGUAAAAAUAUUAUAGUAGUGCAUAUUAUUAGUGGAAAUAUAAAAUUUUAAAGUGCGCCGCUGCCAACACCAAUUGCAUAUAACAAUAAUGGACGUCGACAAAACAUUGCUGAACCCAAACAAUGAUCAUAAAUCAGAUAUAAAAACGCCUUUUCUGAUUGGAGUGGCGGGUGGAACAGCCAGUGGAAAGUCGACAGUAUGUAAAAAGAUAAUGGAACAGCUGGGUCAAGCUGAUAUGGAGCAAGCGCAACGGCAGGUGGUUACAAUCAGCCAAGAUAGCUUUUACCGCGAAUUAACAGCAGCGGAAAAAAUAAAAGCGCAAAAGGGCCUCUUCAAUUUCGAUCACCCGGAUGCGUUCAAUGAAAAUUUGAUGUAUGACUCAUUGCAGGAUAUAUUAAAGGGCAAAAUUGUUAAAGUGCCAUGCUAUGAUUAUCGCUCAAAUUCGCUUGAUCAUGAAAAUAUGCUAACUAUCUAUCCGGCUGAUGUGGUGCUUUUUGAAGGCAUACUCGUUUUCUAUUUUCCCAAAAUACGUGAUCUCUUUCAUAUGAAACUAUUUGUGGAUACAGACUCUGAUACACGUUUGGCGCGAAGAGUACCGCGUGAUAUCAAUGAACGCGGACGGGAUUUAGACGCUGUACUGACACAGUAUAUGACUUUCGUUAAGCCGGCUUUUGAAGAAUUUUGCUCCCCGACGAAAAAAUUCGCAGAUGUUAUAAUACCACGCGGCGCUGAUAACACAGUUGCCAUUGAUCUCAUUGUACAUCAUAUCGGAGAAAUUCUUAGACCCGGCGGCAGCACUAACAACCUAUAUGCCCCCACGUCAGUACAUACAACAAUAAAUAAUAAAGCUGACGGCGGCAUGAUGCGCGAACACUAAAAUUAAAUAUCUAUCCAUCUAUCUAAAAAAAAAUUAAGCAAGAAAACAAUUAAGUAGCCAAAAAAUAUAUAAAAUAAGUUAGAGACCAACCAAUUCGAUUGGCAAUACACGAGUAAUCACACGAGCAAACAUUUACACUUAAAAACACUGACAUACAUACAUACAUACAUAAACUUUUAGGGUGUGUGCAGCGCACGCUAUCAGCACCGCUAACCAAAAUAAUGUAGUAAUAAUAACAUUAAGGCCGCACAAAAUGAGGAAACUAGUUAAGUGCAAAUUCUUUAACAUCUGCGCUCGUGUUUUUAUUUUUGUAACUUUUAAUAGCCUUAAGCUUUGAAGUACCAUGCAUUACUUUGCUGGUCAAUAACACAAUUAAGAAUACACAAAUAUACAGCUUGGAAUAGAUAAAUAGGCCAACUAGUAUAAUAAAUAACAUAAAGUUAUAGUUAAAUUUAACUUUAUUCUACAAAUUUCUUACUAUAAUUUAACUAAUUUAAAUGUAUUUUCUAUUGAUCUUCUAUUUUAAAGCAUUUAUACAUGUAAACUUUCAAUUGUUCUACUUUUCGACUAAGAAUACAUAUUUUUCAAAAUAUCUGUAGAUGGAAAUAUCUAACUACAUACAUAUAGAACUUCACUACUUGCAUACAUAUCUAAAUUAUAUAGUAAGUUAUGCCUACCUACCGCAUUCAAUUAUUAAACGUAAAUUUUUUUAGGCAAUUCUAAUACAUACAUACAUUCAUAGAUUAAAGUUAUUUUUGUUAAAAACAAAAAUUAAGCGUAAAGAUACCCAUCUGAAAAUUUAUUGUCGCUUUAAUAAAAAUAUUUGUAGCAAAACGCAAAUGAAAUUAUUUUUAAAAAAGUUCGCUUAAACUCAAAAUAUUUUUAGCAAGAAAACAAACGGUCAAAAUCAGCAACGAAUUAUGAUAACUCAAGAAGUUUGCGUGAUUUUCGUUCAGCGAAAAUAGGUGUUGAUAUACUUAUAGCAACAUAUGUAUGUACAUAUAUAUCUAUGGCAUCUUAUUAAAAUACAAGCGUAUGUGACUUUAGAAGGUUUGACUUUUGAUUUAAAAACAAAUAAGUUUCCUUUGACAAAUAUUAUAUUUUUAUUAAGUUUAUAUUAAACGGUUACCUUAAACUAAACCUAUGGCUAGUCAAUCGUUAAAAUAUUGUUUUCAAAACCAAAAAAAAAUUCCUUUAAAGACAAAAUGGCCUAUGUUGAUAUAAGUUGCUUAAUAAAAUGUCACAGAUAUGUAUGUAUAUUUUUUAAAUUAGAACAAUCUAAGCGACAAAAUCUCUAUUAAUCACUAUUAUAUUGAACAAUUUUAUUGAGCUAUCACUGUCAGUAUGGUCAUAUUACAGAAAUCAAUUGCAUCACUUUA
Messenger RNA from Rhagoletis zephyria (snowberry fruit fly), 2320 nucleotides. It is a transcript of the gene Uck, whose product is annotated as Uridine-cytidine kinase. Gene Ontology annotation, molecular function: ATP binding; kinase activity. The record is from RefSeq and is a predicted model, not a curated record. NCBI's taxonomy places the organism in Eukaryota, Metazoa, Arthropoda, Insecta, Diptera, Tephritidae.